This is a messenger RNA of Metarhizium robertsii ARSEF 23, 246 nucleotides long. RefSeq names its product alpha beta hydrolase fold family. The coding region runs from base 1 to 246 and encodes 81 amino acids. The record is from RefSeq and is a predicted model, not a curated record. The transcript has a single exon. Lineage: Eukaryota; Fungi; Ascomycota; Sordariomycetes; Hypocreales; Clavicipitaceae.
AUGAUAGUCACGCGGGCCAUCUCGCUCACCAAUUUCCUCGUCGCCAGCUCAGCGCUAGGGUUCCAAGUGUUCGUCCUGUACCCGUGGCACAAGGAACUAGACGCCGGCUUCGAGGAGCUCAAGAAGGAGCAUCUCAAGGUCCUCAACGCCGUGGGGAGCAGCCUCAGCGAGCAGCAGCGGAGGGGCUUCAUGGACAAGCUCAACGACAUGAAGAGCCAGAGCGCCAAGAGGUGGUGGUUCUUCUAG